UCAUAAUUGUAAAUCUCACAUCCAUUCAGUUCUCUUUACAAUCAGACAUGCUGGGAAGAGCGACGGCAGCGAGAUCAGCGUUGAUGCGAUUGUAUGCUGUGCAGCAACCCGCGCUGGCACUCGGGGGAACAAGAACCCGCGCUGCCACUCUGAGCAUGGGCAUGGCACUGCGACAGGCAUCAGCGCAGCCCGUGCACGGAGCGCGCCUCGGCAGCGGCGGGAGUGCGCGAUCAAUGACAACCAGCCUCAAGAUUGCUCAGACACACGUUGCAGAGGAAAUCGCAACGCACCCGGAAGCACCAGCGCCAGACCCAGUCCGGCUCACAACGCGCGACUCUGUCCAAGGUCGCCUCAUCGUCGAAGAGCUGGGCAUUGUCGCUGGAUCGAGCGCACGAAGCCGAAACUUUCUGGUCGACCUGUGGACACGUCUCAGAGGUUUUCUGGGAGGCGAGCUAACAUCGUACAGCGAAAUGUUCACUGAAGCCACCAACGAAGCGACAGAGCAGGCCAUGAAAGAAGCAGAGGCCUUGGGUGCAACAAGCAUUAUUCGCGUGCGCUAUCAGAAUGCCUGCACCGAAACCAAGAUCACGGGCGUGUCCGUGUACGUUCUGUGCUACGGAACCGCCGUCCGCUGUGUCGACCGAACGAGCGAUGCGGCACACGAGUACCUUCGCCAACUCGAGUCAGUGCCCAUGUCGUUCAGCAAGCAACAGAAAGAGAAGGCCCCGGAACCAGGCAGCGCAUCGGCCGAUGCGAUUGCCGCAGCCAAGCCGCCGGCAACACCUGUCCCGACCACCAUUGCUGAUGUAGCUGCUCCGACUGUUGCGCCAUCUCACAUCCAGCAGCAGCUGCUGUCUCAUCCGGCGCUCCUGCAGCAGCAAAUUGACCUGCAGCACCACCAAAUCCAGCAGCUGCUCGCCCUCCAGCAAGUCCAGCUCACCCAGCUCCAAUCCAAGCUCGAGGCCCCAACCCCCGAGAAGGAAGUGAUUCUCAACGUCGCCUCCUCUGCCAAGUCGACCAUUGUCACUGCCGUCCAAGAGUGAUAUUGAGGGGAGAGCCUCGUUUUCAAUUCUCGGAUGACUUUUUCGUCUGCUGUUGAAAUGUUGCAUGAUUCUGUUCGAAACAAAAACAAAACCUGCCUCUCUGUGUCUA
Molecule: messenger RNA, 1152 nt
Organism: Capsaspora owczarzaki ATCC 30864
Lineage: Eukaryota; Filasterea; Ministeriida; Capsasporidae
Exons: 5
Coding region: 48-1043 (331 amino acids)
Source: RefSeq, a predicted model, not a curated record